UGGCCUCAUUGCAUUGCAGUACUUGGGUCACCAAGCAUUUUUACUGGGUCAGACAACUUGGUUAUUUGGCUACUUCUAAAAUAUCUAAACAGUUUAAUAUACAGGGCAUGCACAGCAAAAAUAUUCAAAAUUUGAAACAAAUGCAAUAAUGAUAAAUCUAUGGGGUUGUUUGUUUAUAGCGUGUCUGCAGAUGGAUGAGUUGGAUGAGACUCAGCUGAGAAAAGAGGUGGACAGUCGCAAAAUGCAGCUGCAGAUUACGAGAGAGAAAUGCUCCGUAACUAUCCCAGAUUUGGUUAAAUGGAUUGAAGAGAAACUGGCAGAGGACCCGUUCCUGAACGCAGAGCUGAUGAAGGACAACCCAUGGGUGGAGUCAGGGAAAUGUGUUAUGCUAUAGAAACAGCCCAGACACCCGUCACUGUGACUACGGCAUUCUUUGUAAUAACUGGAUAAAGGGCAACGCAGUUUUGACCAGCAUGGUCAGUGCGGUCUGAAUUUGGGUCUGAUUUGCACAAUAUUUUAUCAAAUUUUGAAAUCUAGAUGUCAUGGAGUCAUUUUGUCUUUUAUGUGAAUCAUGUAG
This is a messenger RNA of Electrophorus electricus (electric eel), 577 nucleotides long. It is a transcript of the gene gng13a, whose product is annotated as guanine nucleotide binding protein (G protein), gamma 13a. Gene Ontology annotation, biological process: sensory perception of taste; phospholipase C-activating G protein-coupled receptor signaling pathway. Gene Ontology annotation, molecular function: G-protein beta-subunit binding. The record is from RefSeq and is a predicted model, not a curated record. Gene Ontology annotation, cellular component: heterotrimeric G-protein complex. NCBI's taxonomy places the organism in Eukaryota, Metazoa, Chordata, Actinopteri, Gymnotiformes, Gymnotidae.